AGCUUGCCCAGACCCUGCCACCCCGUGGGGGGUCCCCAGUGUCACCAGUGGCAUCACCACCCGCCCAUGGGUCACCGCCACCCCCGAGGUCCCCGGUGCCACCAGCAUCCCCAGGCUCACCAGCAUCACCAGUGUCACUGGAUGCACCCUUGGGCUCACCAGGGUCUUUGCGGUCACCAGCAGCAUCUCCAAGGCUCCCAGUGGCCCCAGUGUCUCGAGGGUCCCCAGCAUCUGCGAGGUCCCCAGUGUCACCAGUGUCACCGGACUCCCCAGCAGCCCCAGGGUCACCAGCACCCCCAAGGUCCCCAGAGGCACCAGCAGCCCCAAGAUCACCUCCACAGUCCCCAGCACUACCACAGUCCCCUGUGUCACCUCCAGCCCCAUGGUCCCCAGGGCUCCCUGGUGGCCCAUCCCUGCAUGAGCUGGGGGCCAAGCUUUCCUCCUACAAUGGCUCCUUGCUGCAGCGCCUGGAAAGCCACCUUCGGGCCACCAACUUCCCCCUCCGGGGCAACCAGACGGGGCCGGAGGGGGAGCUGCAGGUGCCGGGUGACACAGCACUGGCCCGAGUGCCAGGACUGGUGCCAGGGGCCAUGUACCGCGUGGAGGUGCACGGCCUGGUGCGGGGCCACGUCUCCAAGUCCUACACGUUCCUGGUGACAGCAGGGGUGGGUGGCACCGAGGAGCCGCCACUGGGCUGGGAGCAGAUGUACGAGAUGGAGCUGACAGAGCCCCAAGGAGCCACAGUCAAAGAAGCAGAGCCGGUCCCACCAUCAGAGGAGCCACCAACCAAGCCCCGCCUGGGCGAGCUCAGGGUCUCCAACGUCACGCCCAGCUCCGUGCAGCUGGAGUGGAGCGUCCAUGAGGGCACUUUUGACUCCUUCACUGUGCAGUACCGGGAUGCUCAAGGCCAGCCUCAAGCACUUGCAGUUGAUGGUGGUUCACGCACAGUGACGGUGCCUGGACUGUCCCCAUCCCGCCGCUACAAGUUCAACCUAUACGGGGUGUGGGGACGGAAGCGGGUUGGUCUCAUCUCCACUGACACCAUCACAGCCCCCGAACCGCAGGAGGAGGAACCAGGUCCACAGCCAGUGCUGGGCGAGCUGAGCGCCACUCAUGUCACCUCUGACUACGCGCAGCGGGAGGUCCCCAAGGGCACCUUUGACUCCUUCACGCUGCAGUACCGGGAUGCACAAGGCCAGCUCCAGGUGCUGCCCGUGGACGGGGGUUCCCGCACGCUGACAGUGCCGGGGCUGUCCCCGUCCCGCCGCUACAAGUUCAACCUGUACGGGCUGUGGGGUCGCACACGCCUGGGCCCCGUCUCCACCGACACUGUCACAGACUCACAAUUGCUGGAGGGACAUGAAUGGGUCCAUCUCCUGAAUUGUGGCCUCUCUGUUGCAGCCCCAGCUCCACAGGAGAAGAAGCCACUGACCAAGCCCCGCCUGGGUGACCUAAUUGCCUCUCACGUCACCUCUGACUCCGUGCAGCUGGAGUGGAGCGUCCCCGAGGGCACCUUUGACUCCUUCACACUGCAGUACCGGGAUGCACAAGGCCAGCUCCAGGUGCUGCCCGUGGACGGGGGUUCCCGCACGCUGACAGUGCCGGGGCUGUCCCCAUCCCGCCGCUACAAGUUCAACCUGUACGGUCUGUGGGGUCGCACACGCCUGGGCCCCGUCUCCACCGACACCGUCACAGCUCCACAGGAGGAGGAACCAGGUCCACAUCCAGUGCUGGGUGAGCUGAGAACCCCUCACGUCACCUCUGACUCCGUGCAGCUGGAGUGGAGCGUCCCCGAGGGCACCUUUGACUCCUUCACGCUGCAGUACCGGGAUGCACAAGGCCAGCCCCAGGUGCUGCCCGUGGACGGGGGUUCCCGCACUCUGACGGUGCCGGGGCUGUCCCCGUCCCGCCGCUACAAGUUCAACCUGUACGGUCUGUGGGGUCGCACACGCCUGGGCCCCGUCUCCACCGACACUGUCACAGCCCCCGAACUGCAGGAGGAGGAACAAGGUCCGCAGCCAUUCAACCUGUACGGGCUGUGGGGUCGCACACGCCUGGGCCCCGUCUCCACCGACACUGUCACAGCUCCCGAUCCAGAAGAGGAGAAGCCACAGACCAAGCCACGCCUGGGUGACCUAAGAGCCUCUGACGUCACCUCUGACUCCGUGCAGCUGGAGGGGAGCGUCCCU
Molecule: messenger RNA, 2189 nt
Organism: Nestor notabilis (Kea)
Lineage: Eukaryota; Metazoa; Chordata; Aves; Psittaciformes; Psittacidae
Product: tenascin-X-like
Molecular function (GO): protein binding
Source: RefSeq, a predicted model, not a curated record